AUGGCCGAAAAGAAGUGGCCCAGCUCCUGGGACGUCGUGAUUGUCGGUGCUGGUAUGUCCGGUAUCAACGCAGCCCAUCACAUACAGAAGAGAUUGCCUCAUUUUCGAGUUACCAUCCUUGAGGAGCGCAGCAGAAUCGGCGGCACCUGGGAUUUCUUCAAGUACCCUGGGCUACGCUCUGAUACGGAUCUACACUCGUUUGGCUUUGGAUGGAGGCCAUGGAAAGAGAACCGAGCCAUUGCUGACGGUCCUUCCAUUGUGCGGUACCUGGAAGAUGCCGUUAAAGAGGAUGGCACAUACCACCAGAUGCAAUUCGAGACCCACGUUGUCUCCGCCAGCUGGUCGACCAAGUCUCAGUCAUGGCACAUUGCUGCCGAGAAGAGCGGUGUCAGCGUCAACCUUGAUGCCAGAUUUAUGAUCCUGGCCACCGGAUACUACGACUAUAAGGAGGCGCUUCGUCCCAAUAUUGCCGGUCUGGACAAUCCUCAGUUCAAGGGACAGGUCAUCCACCCCCAGUUCUGGCCCGAAGGCCUCGACUACGACGGCAAGGAUGUCGUUAUCAUCGGCAGCGGCGCGACAGCGGUUACGAUCCUACCAUCCAUGGCGGAGCGUGUCAACUCGGUGACAAUGCUUCAACGCAGUCCGGCUUACAUUAUGUCCAUCAACAACAAGACGGGCGGCUCAUGGCUACACAAGAUCCUGCCCCAGAGUUGGUCUUUCAAAUUGGACCGACUUUUCUUCAUAUGUUUCACGGCGUGCGUCUUCUACUUUUGCCGUCUAUUCCCUGUCAGAUCCCGUGCCAUGCUCGAGGGUGCGGUGGCCAAGCAACUGCCUAGUCAUGUGUCUGUUGAUCCGCACUUCCAUCCACGGUACCAGCCGUGGGAUCAGCGCGUGUGCAUGGCGCCAGAUGGGGAUUUCUUCAAGUCACUGCACUCUGGCAAGGCCGCCGUGGAGACGGGUGUCGUCAAGGCAACAACCGAGGACUCUCUCAUUCUCGACUCCGGGAAAACACUCAAGGCGGACAUUGUCAUAACUGCUACAGGUCUAAAGCUUAGGAUCGGAGGACAUAUCAACUUCUCUGUCGAUGGUAAGCCCAUCAACCUUGCUGAACGGCACGCGUGGCGCUCGGCUUUGCUGCAAGACAUCCCGAACCUCGCGUUCAUGCUGGGUUACGUCAACGCCUCGUGGACACUUGGGAGUGAGGUUACGUCUGAGUAUAUCUGCCGCAUUCUUCAGCGUAUGGAACGCAGUGGGAAGACGAGUGUGGUACCGCGGAAGCAGAAGCAGCAGGGCGUCGCUCUCAACCCCCAGCCCAUCUGGAAUCUCGCUGCAACGUACGUCAAGGAAUCCCAGAGGGAAAUGCCAGUCUGUGGCCAUGUGGGACCGUGGAGGGAGCGAACAAUCUACUUUUGGGAUCUGUGGCAAGCUAGGUAUGGGUCCAUUACCGAUUGUCUGGAGUACUCGGUUGGAUAUUAG
Molecule: messenger RNA, 1476 nt
Organism: Cordyceps fumosorosea ARSEF 2679
Lineage: Eukaryota; Fungi; Ascomycota; Sordariomycetes; Hypocreales; Cordycipitaceae
Product: Flavin monooxygenase-like protein
Exons: 1
Coding region: 1-1476 (491 amino acids)
Molecular function (GO): N,N-dimethylaniline monooxygenase activity; flavin adenine dinucleotide binding; NADP binding
Source: RefSeq, a predicted model, not a curated record